AUGGCAUUAGAGCCUGCCACCAAGCUACCAGAGCCGGACACGACAAGCCACCUGGCAGGAUGGAGACUUUACAUCGUGAUAGCCUGCCUCUUCUUCGGAUCGUUUCUGAUCGCACUUGAUACGAAUAUUAUCAACGUCGCCUUGCCCAAGAUAUCGUCCGACUUCGAGGCUCUUCAGGAUGUCGCCUGGUAUGGAACGGCUUAUUUACUUACCAUUACGGCUUUUCAACCCAUUUAUGGCUCUUUGUAUACCUACUUUCGCACGGAUAUCAUCUACAGAACGUCCAUAUUCGUCUUCGAAGUCGGCUCUAUACUUUGCGCCGCGGCGGCGAGCUCGAACAUGUUCAUUGCUGGGCGAGCCAUCGCUGGCUUUGGAGCCGCUGGUGUCCUCCAGGGUGCUUUGAGCAUCAUAAGCCAAGUCGUACCUCUCGAGAAACGACCGCUAUACAUGGGCAUCGUGAUCAGUGUCUUCGUCAUUGCAGUCACAGUUGGGCCAGUGCUGGGUGGAGUCUUCACCCAAAACAGUCUCUCGAUCUUCUUGAAGAUCAAGGGCAAGGAAAGCGACGACCGAGCACUUCCAUUGAUGAGGAAGCUUCACAGUAUGGACCCGCUAGGUAGUAUUGUCUUCAUUGGUGCGACUUGCUGCUUGAUGCUCUCGCUGCACUGGGGCGGCCAGUCGAAGUCAUGGGCCUCAGCGGACGUCAUUGGCUGCCUCGUUGGUGCAGGGCUGAUUGGGGCCCUCUUCAUUUAUCUGCAAUGGAGGAGAGGCGACUCUGCCCUAAUACCUCUACGUAUCUUCAAGAAACGGUCAAUAUGGACCAGCUCAAUGGUGCUGUUCUGCCUGGGAGCAGGAACAUACGUCAACGUGUUUUUCCUCCCUUUCUGGUUCCAAGGUGUCAAAAGUAUCAGUCCAGUGUCGACAGGUGUCGAUUUCAUACCACUGCUUCUUCCUCAGCUUAUUUCCCUCAUCAUCGUUGGCGCUAUUGUCAAGCGCUUCGGCUACUACGUGCCUUAUAUGGUCGUGGGCGAGUUGAUCUCAAAUCUCCCUGCACUUGUUACCUCAGCUGAGGAUCUGGCCAUUCUGCAAGACAUCUGGAACACUGCUGUUGCAAGAACGAUGAUAUUGGGCACAGCUGUAGUGGGUGUAGCGAUACCAUUCACGCUGGGCAUGGAAUGGCUCAAUGCCCUCAAAGUUUCUCAGGAGAGGAAGGAGGCGAGCGGGGUCGACAAUAUGGAAGGCUCAACUGCUAACGCUGGCGUUGCUCUUGAAGACAUGGGAGUCAAGUUGGAUGGAAAGUAG
This is a messenger RNA of Diaporthe citri, 1299 nucleotides long. RefSeq lists its product as uncharacterized. Gene Ontology annotation, biological process: transmembrane transport. The record is from RefSeq and is a predicted model, not a curated record. The transcript is spliced from 5 exons. The coding region runs from base 1 to 1299 and encodes 432 amino acids. NCBI's taxonomy places the organism in Eukaryota, Fungi, Ascomycota, Sordariomycetes, Diaporthales, Diaporthaceae. Gene Ontology annotation, molecular function: transmembrane transporter activity.